UUGCAAUAUCAAAAAUGGCGGACCCUUAAACAGAGAUAUUUUGAAAAGGGUUAGGGUUUUUCUUGUUGUAGGUGUGUGUACGCGAAAGAGACUAAUGGAUCAGACAAAAGAGCAAAAUGACGAUUAUGGCUACAACUUAUUUCCGGAAAGAAAGAAGAGCAAAUACCAGAAAGGCUCCAUUGGGGAAAGUUUGUUCACCUUCAACCACAAAUGUCAGAUUAUGCUGCAUGUCGCAAUUGAGACAAAUCCAUAUGCAAAAGUUCUCCUCGGAGCCAUGAAGAACUCAGGCUGUGCAGUGUACAAAGACAGACAUUUCUCCUGUGAGGACUGUGACGGAACCGUUAGCGGCGGCUUCGAUGCCACGACAUCUCAAAUUGUGUUGUGUCAAAACAACAUUCACCAACAGACUCAUAUGAACAGAGUGGUCACGCACGAGCUCAUUCAUGCGUUUGAUCACUGUCGUGCACAUGUUGACUGGUUCAAUAACUUCAAGCACUUGGCUUGUUCAGAGAUUCGGGCAGCUAGUCUCAGCGGAGACUGUUCAUUCAGCAAUGAGCUCGCUAGGUUUAAUUUUGGCCUCAAAAAGCACCAUCAGGAGUGUGUGCGGGACCGGGCAAUGCGCUCCAUCCUCGCCGUGCGGAAGAUUAGCAGAGAAGAGGCGGUGAAAACGGUCAAUGAGGUUUUUGGCAGCUGCUACAAUGAUCACGAACCCUUUGGCCGCAUACCGCACAGCAAAAAGGACGCCAGGUUUGCCUACAGAGAUUUUGAGAACCGAGACCGAUACUAUGCAAACUUAUAGGUGGUGGUAGCAUCGCAUACCAAUGUGAAUAAAGGGAAAUAUUUGAUUUAAUUCAUGCAGCAUGCUGUUUAAUUAUAUAAUCAAGUUGCAUAUUUAAUUAAUUUUGUGAUUUGUUACAUUAUAUGAAAUAAAUUGUGACUUUUGUAACAUGCUAUGUAAUGCGUUUCUAAAUAUAUUUUAAAUCAAAAGACCCAAAAUAAAAAUGGCACCAAAGACACCCUUUUAGAUUAUUAUAGCUGCAUUAUCUGGAAUAGAGUCAACUUGUUAAUUUUGCUGAUCUAGUAAGUUGAUUGUUUUUGUUUACUAUACUGUAAUUUCAUGCUCCUUUUUUAAAGAAAUGAGUAAAUUUAUACUUAAGGUAUUCAGAACACAGCUAUGUGUCAUUAUAUUAUGAUUAUUAUAUACACUAAUGAUUACUGCUCUGCCUGUGCAUUUUUAAUUGGCGGUUAUAACCCCUUUGGACAUACUGUGUACAAUUGUACGCAUGAAGUUACAUAGCAUUUUUCCUUGUGUCUGAAGGGGAUAAAACAAGUAAUUUGUUAGUGGUCUGAGUAACAAUUGUAAUCUGUUAGUCAGCCAUUGGGCGGCGGCAGUUACUUACAAAAGAGACUGUUAACGCCAAAAGAGUGAAACUUGAUAAGGAUUGUGAUCAAGUUGUGUUUGAAUUGUGUCCUGUUCGCUGUUAACUUCACUGGAUAAUCAGGAGAAUUAUGUUGCAUAAUAGUAACAUGAUGCUGUAAAUUAUAAUCUACAUUUUGUUAAAAAAAAUUUUUAUUGUACGUAUUGCAGUGUUACCAUGAAAUGUCCCAGAUUUUUGUCUUUUCCUCCAUGUCAAGCUCCUUAGCAGCUAUGUUUUAUUUUUCUCUCUCUUUGAAACAAUUGUUUAGGGCAUUGCAUUGUUAAACUAGAUGAUGGUGGUUCGUAUUUUGUUUUUAUUUAACUUCUUAGUUCUGUGAUCUAUAGAGCGCGCUCCCAUUUCCUCCUCCUGCUUUUCUUCUUCUAUAAAGCUAAAUUGUAACAGCUUCCUUUACAUGAUUGAUCUUCAGGUUUCUUGCAUACUAAUGAUCUGAUGAUGAUUCGGGUUUGAUGAUGAUCAUCCUUCGAGGUCGAAGAUGACCAUAACUUUAAUUUGGUGGGUGGUGGUUGUGGGUCCAGAGGUGACUGAUCAGGCCAGUCCGGGCUUUGACGGUACGCCCACGUGUCAGGCACGCGUGGGUAGGUGCUGUAGUGGGGGUGGUGAUAGUUCGAGCUUUCCAUGCAGCUCGUUUCUUCUGGGCCUCGGCAACGUGUUUCAUCUAUUGUGGGAGCAUAAGCACUAAUCAACAUUGCGUUCUUCUUGCCUCCAAGUGGAAGCUGAAGUGUUAUCAGGCAGGCGAUUGUUGAUGCCCUCCGGGAGUUUGGUAAGUUUCUGGGCAAGGUGGGACUUUACAGCAAAUCCACUGCCUGCCUCUCUCCGUUCAGUGCUGCUAUGAUCACUCCAGAAGAAGGUAUAUCUACCACCAGGUUCCCUGAGCUAACACUUGUCCACUAGAUGUGUUUCGCUAAGCGCAGCUAUGUCCACAUUGUAGUGAGUUAGUUCCCUGGUGACUAGUGCAGUGCUUCUCUCUGGCCUGUCUCCUUUGAUGUUAUCCAGUAGAGUGCGUACAGUCCACAUGUCAAUAUCGAGUACCUUCACUAUCUUAUUUACCUUCUUAUUCGCUGUAUUUCGACCGCUGAGUGGGAUCCCUGCCAGCUGCUGUGUGCUGGCCACUGUGAGGUGAAGCAGGCUGUUUGUGGCACCUUUUCUAGCCCCUUCCUCCAUGGAGGUGAGCAGAGUGAAUCCUAAACAGGGCUGCUCAGACACCCAGGGGUCUGCCGAACUCCGCUGCUGCUUUAUUCCAGCAGAGAGCCCUGCUAUGCCCUGGGCCACCUGUGUGUAGAUUUGUGACUACAGCUUCCAGUGUUUCCACACCUGUUGUUUCACCACUUGCCCAUCGCCACAGGACUUGAAUUUGAAGUCAUGAUUUGCGUGUGACUUGGAUUAGAGUGAGGGAGAGUUGCGCAGCCGUCAGCCUCACUCUCUUGUCCCGACCUAACUGGGUCCAGGGCAAGAUGGAAUCGAGAUGGCUGGAGCUAGGUCAGGAUGCAGUGGAUGGCCAAUAGUGUUCUACAUGUUGCACUGUGCCCUGAUCGCACUCCACAAAUGCUUUGCUGGGUCCACCUUCCUGUCCGUAGAACCACCAGGUGGUGGUCUCCUCCACGCAGUCUGCCAAGUCUAGUCUUCAGUCAUAACCCUGACUGGGGGAGUGAGGAGUUGCUAGUGCUUGCUCAAGGCACUACCCCAGGCUAGUGGAGGGAAGGAGACGCCUUAUGACUCCAUUGCAUGGUGGUCAAGGACGGCACAUGUCCACUGCCCUAAUACAGAUUCUAUACUACAUUCUCUACACAUUCUACACCAUAUUCUGUAACACAUUUUACACUACACUCUCUCCAGCAUGCAGGAGCUCAGGAUCAGGGCUGAAGCCAACUGUGUGUUUGUGGGCAUAGUUGGAAAUCCUGAUAAAAUGUACUGUACUACAAAUACUAAUGUGAGAUAGGGAGGUUGUAGUGCAAUAAUAAACACAAUGACAGUAAUAUACAAUAAAAUAUAUUUUAUACUACUUAUACAAUAAAAUAAUUGUACAACAAAAGAGAAAUAUACAUAUAGAUGUAUUUUAAAUAUAAACAUAGUGCAAUUAUAGCUUAGUAAUACAUAUUUUGUCCUUGUGCAAAAGGUCGUGGUCAAAAAGUGCAUUGUGCAAAAUGUGUAAUAUUGCAAGAUUCUUUUGCAACAGUGUGAUAAGAUUCAGGCCCUGUCCACACGGCAACGGAUUCAGGUGAAUCUGAUAAAAUUGUUUAUCGUUUCGGCCUGGCGUCCACGCGGCACCGGCGUUUUGGGUGCCCCAAAACGAAAUCUUUUGAGAACGGGUUCCAGAGUGAAAAAAUCUGGCAACGGCGCCAUUGCGAAGUCGUCUGGAUGAGUAGAACGGAUUUGUUUAUGAUGACGUCACAACCACAUGACUGUCAGUGCUUCACGCCGGGUAGAAGUGUAACGAACUCGAUGCGAGUUGUCAACAAAUCCUAUAACUUGGUUCAUGAAACGCGCUUACAAAAUAUUUUCACUGUGAAGUGAGCGAGAGAGUGAGAGAAUAGCCCUUAGGGCAGAGUCUUUAGUCCAAACACUGCGGAAGCAGUACCAAACCGCGCACCGCCCAUGCGCUUUCCAAAAACAAAAACAAUCCCGCCAGCAAAAAUAGGAAAAAAAGGAGCGAUCUCACCUCUUCAGAUGUUGGUUUAAGUCCGACAAUACAUUCCUCAAAAAGGGCAUAGAAGAACAAAGUAAUCCAUCAACGUGUAGCAUUCAAUUUAUUCCGGACCAUUAAAGAAUUCUGGAGGAUAUCAGAAUGUUGGCGUACCGGCUUCCAUCUACCCUGGUUCAUUCCUCUUUCCGCGUCUCCAUUCAAAAAACGAGCACGUGAUUUAAAGGGACUAUAGCCAUAGGACAGGGAGUGAGAAGGUGUGCGCGUGUGACAGUGACAGGGAAGAACCUAGGCUCAUGCUCGCCCUGAAUUUCUCUUAACGUGGACAGCACUUUUUAGAAAUUCGGAACAAGAAUCCACAUAUGUAGACAUACUUUUUCUCUAAAAGUACAUCUUAUCAAAAGAUGAUGCUUAGUUUUUAUUCUAAUCAGGUUCUAAUAAGCCCAAAUAGCAAAGAGAAAUAAAAAAUGCAUGUAAAAAAAACAGCUUGGGCCUUAGGAGGUUAAAGUGAAGGCAGAAGAACGUUCAGCGCCUGGCCAGGCUUUCUAUGUAUUAAUUUACAUAGACGUUUUAAUAUGAAAUAUAAAUAAGUGUCUUAGACAAUAGAUACUAUUUUACGCUACUGACUAAUAAUCAAAACUUUAUGUAGCUAAUGCUACAGAAGAAGGGGUUUAUGCGCAUGCGUCUACUUCUAUUGUUCUGGUGUCUCCGAUGGGACUGUCUUACAGCGCACGUAGAGGUGUGGCAUGUGUAUUGCAUCGUUUUCAGCAAGCGUUGCGUUGCCAUAUGAACCUGAUAUUUUACUGAUCCGUUGCCCAUGUGGACGCGAUAUUUAAAAAAAAAAAUCUCGUUGCCGUUGUCGUGUGGAUGUAGCCUCAGUGUAACAAAUUGUUUGUGCACAGUGCAAUACCAAUAUAAAUAGUGGAGGCAGGAUAGCACCAAGGGUCACUGUCCCCUCAACUGAAUAAAUAAACGUCAUGUCUCAAAUUGUAUACUUAUAUAAUGUUCUAGAUCUUAUUGAGCACAAACCCAACCAGUUUUCCUAAGCAUUUGAAACAGCAAAAAGUUUUCAAGAGAAAUAUAGCUUGUGUGUUUUAUGUUGCUGUUAUUAUGAAAUCAUUAAACACUACAGUUAGACUUUGAAAACCAGAUGGACAGGGAUGUUUUGCUCUUGGAUGCUGUCUCGUGAAUGCCACUUUUAAUCCUCUAGAUGUAAAUAAGGUACACAGUCGAGUAUGUGAACAAAUGCUGCUUGUAUAGCAGUUGUGUGCACACAUGUACGUAGUGUGAAAUUAAGUAUUAUCUGGGUUAUUUGGGUUUACUGGGAACAACACACACACCUCAAUAGUAAUUUGAAUUUCCAGGAAUUAUGUGAACAUUUCUGCUGCUAAUGAUAUGUGAUGAUGUUGAUUAAAUUAUUUGCAUAGAAAACAUAGGUCUGCUCCUGGGGUAGAGAAUCUGUUUUUCCUCUUUUUACUCAUUGAAUGUCUGUCUGUUAGUUAAUCUCCUGGUCAGAUGUCCUGAAACAAACCAACAUAUCCUUCCUCAAAACCAUGUCCAUCUCCCACUACUUGGAUGGCAUCUGUCUUGGGGCUCGUAGGCUUAUUAGCACUUUCAAAGACAUGCGGUUAGGUUAAUGUAUGUAUGACUGUAUGAGGACCCCAUUGAAAAGAUGUUCAUGGUGGCAAUUUAUGAGAUUGUGAACUGUGCACAUAACUGGGCUAUCCUAAAUAAAUAUAUUCCAUUAUUAUUA
Neoarius graeffei (lesser salmon catfish) is the source of this 5830-nucleotide messenger RNA. It is a transcript of the gene atp23, whose product is annotated as ATP23 metallopeptidase and ATP synthase assembly factor homolog. Gene Ontology annotation, cellular component: extrinsic component of mitochondrial inner membrane. The record is from RefSeq and is a predicted model, not a curated record. Gene Ontology annotation, biological process: mitochondrial protein processing; mitochondrial proton-transporting ATP synthase complex assembly. The coding region runs from base 95 to 799 and encodes 234 amino acids. Gene Ontology annotation, molecular function: metalloendopeptidase activity. The transcript has 6 exons. Lineage: Eukaryota; Metazoa; Chordata; Actinopteri; Siluriformes; Ariidae.